AUGUGUAUCAGAGAUACUUAUUAUCCAUUAUUAAUCGCCUGUUUGGUGGUUGGCGGCAUUGCUGUCGGCUUGAGGCUAUGGGUUCGGAUUGUGAAGAAGGCCAUAGGUUACGACGAUGUGGUCAUGCUUCUUUCUCUGGCUGGAUUUAUUAUCUUUUGCGCUAUGGAGCUUCAGGCAAUACGAUACGGCGUUGGGGCCACAGUGAUGGAAGACGGGUUUGACCCUACCAAAGCAGCGAUAUUUUUUACAAUCGCUCAGAUCGCCUACAUACUUACGACCGGCCUAUCGAAGCUCGGCGUUGGACUUGUUCUCUUUCGCCUCGCGAGUGGCGCCAACAUGAGGGGAGUCCGAAUCAUCCUCAUUAUCUCCAUGAUAAUCGUCACGCUAUGGUUCUUGGUUAUAACGCUGAUAUUCGGCCUCCAGUGUCGACCGCUAUCCGUCGGAUGGGGUGUUGGAGAGGGCGCAUGCCUCUCAACCUCUGCUCUUGGGACCACUGGUCUUGCUCUAUCCGGCAUGGACGUCACAGUCAGUUGGUUUUAUGCGCUUCUUUCUGUCUGUAUGCUAUACAAGACUCAGCUUCGUCUCAAGAUCAAGAUCAUGAUCAUGGUUCUACUCGGCCUCGGUGCCGUGAGUUCCAUCGCAAUCAUUGUGCGCAUCAAGUACCUCGUUGAUUCGAGUCGACUGACAUGGGCCUCUGAGAGUCUCACGACCCAAGAUUCCGUCGAGAUCACACUUGAAGGAACGGUCUAUUCUAUCCUAGAGAUUGCCCUUAGCAUUCUAGCCGCUUCGUUGACGGCGCUUCGGCCGUUGUUGAUGAAGAUACCCGGACUUAGAGGUGACCCUUCUCGGCGAGUUGGAUUGGGCUCUGUAAUCACGUUUGGUCAUGGAGGUGACAUAAAGAUUCCCUCUUAUUGCCUAGACGAUAGAGACAUAUCGGUCAUUGACAGUCAAGAGCAUAUUGUGCCUGAGAGGCCGCUGACAUCGGGUUAA
Messenger RNA from Fusarium graminearum PH-1, 990 nucleotides. RefSeq lists its product as uncharacterized. Bases 1 to 990 code for a protein of 329 amino acids. The transcript is spliced from 4 exons. The record is from RefSeq and is a predicted model, not a curated record. NCBI's taxonomy places the organism in Eukaryota, Fungi, Ascomycota, Sordariomycetes, Hypocreales, Nectriaceae.